Molecule: messenger RNA, 1228 nt
Organism: Cucumis melo (muskmelon)
Lineage: Eukaryota; Viridiplantae; Streptophyta; Magnoliopsida; Cucurbitales; Cucurbitaceae
Product: fe(2+) transport protein 1-like
Exons: 1
Coding region: 13-1056 (347 amino acids)
Biological process (GO): zinc ion transmembrane transport
Cellular component (GO): plasma membrane
Molecular function (GO): zinc ion transmembrane transporter activity
Source: RefSeq, a predicted model, not a curated record
UUUAACACAGCCAUGGCUCGUAAUCUCAUAUUCCUUCUCCUUCUCUUCUCCUUCAGUUCUCCAUCGCUUUCAGCUUCAAUUCCAUCUCCCAAUUCCGAAUGUGAAGCUCAGCUUCAACAAGGCUGCCAUGACAGAGCCGAGUCUCUCAAACUCAAGCUCAUCGCCAUUGCUACAAUUUUAGUCGCGAGCAUGAUCGGCGUUUCUCUUCCCCUCUUCUCCCGCGCCAUGCCAGUUCUUCAACCAGAGGGAAAAACCUUUGCAAUUGUCAAGGCAUUUGCCUCCGGUGUGAUUCUAGCAACUGGUUAUAUGCACGUUCUCCCUGAUUCCUUCAAUUUCUUAACAUCCCCCUGUUUGCCAGAGAAUCCAUGGCGGAAAUUCCCUUUCCCCACAUUCAUAGCAAUGCUAUCCGCUAUCAUGACUCUAAUGUUGGACUCUUUUACGUUGAGCCACUACAAUAAACAGUCGGUGCAGGAUCAAUUAUCAGAAGAGGCGGAGAUCAAGAAUGAGAACCGCAAGGAAAUGAGUGAAAAUUUGGGUAAAGAAGAAGGAACCGGAAAAAAACUCGAUUCGCAAUUGCUACGACACCGUGUUAUUGCGCAAUUACUAGAAGCUGGGAUUCUAGUGCAUUCGGUAGUGAUAGGGCUUUCACUAGGGGCUUCGGAGAAUCCGUGCACCAUAAGACCGCUCAUCGCUGCGCUGUGCUUUCAUCAACUGUUUGAAGGGAUGGGGCUUGGAGGGUGCAUUCUACAGGCGGAAUACAGGAUAAAGAUGAAGGCGAUAAUGGUGUUUUUCUUCUCGGUUACGACGCCGUUUGGAAUAGGAUUGGGGAUUGGGUUGUCGAAUGUGUACAGUGAGAAUAGUCCGACGGCGCUAAUAGUAGUGGGGAUUUUGAAUGCUUUAUCGGCUGGGUUGCUGAAUUACAUGGCGUUGGUUGAUUUAUUGGCGCAUGAUUUCAUGGGGCCUAAAUUACAAGCCAAUCUCAAGCUGCAUAUAUGGGCUUAUGUUGCUGUUUUGUUGGGAGUUGGAGGCAUGUCUUUGUUGGCAAAAUGGGCUUAGUUUUGAGACAGCAGAAGAGUUAAGAGUUACUUUUUUUUUUUUUUUUUUAUUCUUUUUUGUUAUAUAUUGCUUUAUUCUUUUAUUUUUUAUGCGUAGUGUUUUGAUUCUUUUUCCCACUGGGAAGAUUAUUGGUUAGUACCCGCAGCCAUUGUUGACAAUUUCAUUAUAAUCA